AGAUCGACUCUACGUGAAAGAGAAUGAUUGGGGUUACCUUGGCUUUGGUCCUUAUAUUGGCGGGUCUUGCCUAUACCAUGACCUGGAACUUCAAUUACUGGCGAAAGCGAAAGGUGCCGGGUCCCAAGCCCAAACUUAUCACCGGAAACUAUCCGAACCUGUAUAUGAUGAAGAGGAAUAUGAUCUACGACUUGAACGAUAUCUAUGAAAAGUACAAAAGCAAGUAUGAUGCAGUGGGCAUCUUCAGCGGACGGGUUCCCCAACUUCUGGUGAUCAGUCCGGAACUGGCACGUCGAGUUUUCGUGUCGAAUUUCAAAAACUUCCAUGACAAUGCUUUGUCCAGAUUGACUGACGAAAAGACCGACUUUAUCCUGUCCAAUAAUCCGUUUUCGCUCACCGGUGAAAAGUGGAAGCAACGGCGGGCUGAUAUUACUCCGGGUUUGACCAAUGGUCGGAUAAAGUCCGUCUAUCCAGUGACGAACAAGGUGUGCCAGCAAAUGACCGAGUGGGUGAAAAAGCAAAUUCGUUUGGGUGCAGCCGAUGGCAUUAAUGCCAAGGAUUUAAGUCUCCGCUUUACUUCCGAAAUGGUCACCGAUUGCGUUUUGGGUCUAGGUGCCGAUAGUUUCACGGACAAUCCAACUCCUAUUAUGGCCCACAUCAAGGACCUGUUUAACCCGCACUGGACCUUCAUGACCCUCUUCGCCCUGGUUAACAGCUUUCCCUCUCUAAGUCAUCUGAUCAAACUACGCUUUGUACCGCAUCAUGUGGAGCGUUUCUUUAUCGGAUUGAUGGAAACAGCGGUUCAGUCGCGAAAAUCCCAACAGGCAACUGGCCAGUUCCAGCGCACCGACUUUCUGGACUAUCUGAUGCAACUAGGUGAAAAGAGGAACCUGGAUACUCGCCACCUCCUGGCCCACACCAUGACCUUCCUUCUAGAUGGCUUCGAAACUGUAGCCGGCGUUCUAUCGCACAUGUUGCUGCUACUGGGCCGCGAUGCUGUGGUGCAACAGCGCCUGCGGGAGGAGAUCCAAUCCCAUUUGCAGGAUGGUAUCAUACCCUACGACAAACUCCAUGAGUUGCCCUAUCUGGAUGCCUGUCUACAUGAAUCAAUACGUUUAUUCCCACCUGGCUUUAUGACUUCCAAACUCUGCACCGAAACCGUGGAGCUGCCCAACAAAGAUGGUCCCGAUUUCACCGUGGAAAAGGGAACUGUUGUUGUGAUACCCCACUUCUGUCAUAUGAUGGACGAGGAGUUCUUCCCCAACCCGGAAAUAUAUAAUCCUGAACGCUUUAUGGAUCCCAAUACCACCAAAAAUCAUCGCGAACGAGGUGUCUACAUGGGAUUUGGAGAUGGUCCGCGUAUCUGCUUAGGUAUGCGCUUUGCCACUUCUCAAAUAAAGGCGGCCAUCGUAGAGCUGAUCAGCAAGUUCAAUGUCAAGGUCAAUCCAAAGACCCGCAAGGACAAUUUGUACGACCCAACCUUGUUUCUAGCCAAUCUAAAUGGAGGUAUUUGGUUGGAUAUGAAGGUGCGGCAAUAAUUACGUUAAGAGGUUUUAUCACCACGCCAUAAAUUAUUUAAUUAGAAAUCAUUUAUCGCGGGAACAUUAUCUCUAUAAGUGCCCUUAUCUGACCAGCUCAUGGUCGUUCCAUUAACUACCAAUUAUACAAAUCCUUUUUAACGUGUAUUUACUGAAUAUGUG
Molecule: messenger RNA, 1700 nt
Organism: Drosophila subpulchrella
Lineage: Eukaryota; Metazoa; Arthropoda; Insecta; Diptera; Drosophilidae
Product: probable cytochrome P450 28a5
Exons: 6
Coding region: 24-1538 (504 amino acids)
Molecular function (GO): monooxygenase activity; heme binding; oxidoreductase activity, acting on paired donors, with incorporation or reduction of molecular oxygen
Source: RefSeq, a predicted model, not a curated record